CAGACGGGUCAGAUGAUCGCAAGCUGGACUGGCGCGAAGACCGGGAGUGAGCUUUGGAAUCGGAGUGGCUAGUGGAGUGUCUACUUGUGUAGCGAACGAGCAGAGUUGCCAGUGCCCGAGUGCGGAUCUGCGAGUCGCGAGUGUAGGACCAGUGCGUGAUACGCUGGACAGAGACAGGCUGUGCAACAUGUUCAUCUCCGGCGUGCUGUGGUGUGCGGUGGUGGUGCUGGCGGUCGCGGCCCUGGCCGUGGAGCACAGACGUCGCCGUGGUCGGCACCCCGCUGACGGCAAGGAUACGCAGAGGCCGCCGGGCCCCAAGGCCUGGCCCGUCAUCGGCAACCUGCACCUUCUCGGCGAGCACUCCAACCCUUUCCUGGCCUUCACCGCCCUGUCCAAGAAGUACGGCGACAUCUUCAGCAUGGUGCUGGGCUCGUCGCCCUGCGUCGUCGUCAACAACUACGACCUCAUUAAGGAGGUGCUCAUCACCAAGGGCUCCCACUUCGGCGGCCGCCCGGACUUCCUCCGCUACCACAAGCUGUUCGGCGGCGACCGGAAUAACUCUCUGGCGCUGUGCGAUUGGUCCGAGCUGCAGAAGACCCGCCGCCAGGUGGCCAGGCUCUACUGCUCGCCCCGACUCUCCUCCCUGCACUACGACACCCUGACCCGCGUGGCCGCCACGGAGGUGGACCACUUCCUGGACCGCGUCGCCUCCAUGACGGCCACCUCGAUGAAGACGACCCGCGCCGGCCAGCCCGCCACGGUGCACAUCAAGCCCCUGAUCCAGGCCGCCUGUGCCAACAUCUUCUCCGGCUACAUGUGCAGCACGCGUUUCAGCUACGACGACACCGCCUUCGUGCACAUCGUGCGCCUGUUUGACGAGAUCUUCUGGGAAAUCAACCAGGGAUACGCCGUGGACUUCCUGCCCUGGCUCGCGCCCUGCUACCGCCGCCACAUGGGCAAGCUGUCCUCCUGGGCCAUGGAGAUCCGCUCCUUCAUCCUGACGCGCAUCAUGGACGAGCACCGGCGCCGCCUGGUGGAGGGCGAGGACGGCGAGCUGGACAUGGACAUGGCGCGCGACUUCACCGACGCCCUGCUCAUCCAGCUGCAGGAGGACCCGCACCUCGAGUGGCAGCACAUCAUCUUCGAGCUGGAGGACUUCCUGGGCGGCCACUCCGCCGUCGGCAACCUCACCAUGCUCAGCCUGGCCGCGGUGGCCGCCAACCCCGAGGUGGCGUCGCGUAUCCAGGCCGAGGUGGACUCCGUCACGGGGGGCACCCGCACCGUCACCCUGGCCGACCGCACCGACAUGCCCUACACCGAGGCCGCGAUCCUGGAGGCGCUGCGCGUCGCUUCCUCGCCCAUCGUGCCGCACGUCGCCACGCAGGACACCACCAUUGCCGGCUACCAAGUGGACAAAGGCACGGUCGUGUUCAUCAACAACCACGAGCUCAACACGGGCGAGGCGUACUGGGAACAGGCGUCCAAGUUCCGGCCCGAGCGCUUCCUGCAGACGGGCAAGGACGGCGUGGUGCAGGUGGUCAAGCCGGCGCACUUCAUCCCCUUCAGCACGGGCAAGCGGACGUGCAUCGGGCAGCGGCUGGUGCAGAGCGGCUCCUUCGUGCUUCUCGCCUCGCUGCUGCAGCACUACAACGUCUCCGUGGACCCCAAGCACCCCGUCGUCACGUACACGGCGUCCGUGGCGCUGCCGCCCGACACGUUCCCGCUCGCGUUCGCGCCCAGGGAGUCGGUGCCCGCCCCCGCCUAGGCCGGGCCAGGCCUUUCUCUUUCUCCGCGCCGGGCUGCCUGCUCGGGCUGCUCGGGCCGCGGGCAGAUGGGCAGCCGCGUUGGAGCUGAGUGCAGCACAGUGCAGCGUUGCUGAAGCGGCAGUCCU
Molecule: messenger RNA, 1891 nt
Organism: Thrips palmi
Lineage: Eukaryota; Metazoa; Arthropoda; Insecta; Thysanoptera; Thripidae
Product: cytochrome P450 307a1-like
Exons: 5
Coding region: 188-1765 (525 amino acids)
Molecular function (GO): oxidoreductase activity, acting on paired donors, with incorporation or reduction of molecular oxygen; iron ion binding; heme binding
Source: RefSeq, a predicted model, not a curated record